Messenger RNA from Mangifera indica (mango), 2352 nucleotides. RefSeq names its product probable tRNA (guanine(26)-N(2))-dimethyltransferase 2. Gene Ontology annotation, cellular component: nucleus. Lineage: Eukaryota; Viridiplantae; Streptophyta; Magnoliopsida; Sapindales; Anacardiaceae. Gene Ontology annotation, molecular function: RNA binding. Bases 178 to 2133 code for a protein of 651 amino acids. The record is from RefSeq and is a predicted model, not a curated record. The transcript is spliced from 12 exons. Gene Ontology annotation, biological process: tRNA N2-guanine methylation.
AAACCUCAUCUCACGAACCAACCCGUUUUGGCAAAAACCUAGCAGAAAAUUCUAGCGUGCUCGGGGUGGUGAUUUAGAGUUUAACAAAAUUCUCAAACUGUCAGAAAUUUCUUAGCAGAGACAGUAUAGGGUUUUCAUAGCUAUGCAUAUAAAUGUAGAUAUAAGUUAUGUAGUUUUAUGUGCGUUGUGCUUUCAGGAGCUUUAAAACCAAAGGGUCUGUUGACAACAAGAAGAACCAAACAAAGCCAAGGGUUUUUGUUCUUCUUCUGGCAGUGUUCAUCUUUGUUCUGUAGACCGAGUGUGCAUGAAAAAGAGGAAAUAGCAAUGGCAAUGGAGGAUCUUAAUGAUUAUACUAUUAUCAAAGAAGGAGAGGCGGAGAUUCUUAUGCACGCCAAGAAUAAAGUGUUUUACAACAAAACCCAGGUCAACAAUAGGGACAUCUCUAUUGCUGUUCUGAGGGCAUUUGUAUCCAAACGCAAGCAGGAGCAUGAAGCAGUGUUGUCUAAGAGAACAUCAGCAACAAAGCUGUCAGAAAAGGAUGCUUCUGAAUCUGCUGCAGAAGAAGUUGCUAAUGAUUCUGUUGUCAAUGAUGAAAAGUCAAAUGGAGAAACUGAAGGGCCUGAAGAGAUAUCCCAAGAUGAACCAUGUAACAAUUCAGAAGAACUUGCCGAGACCAUGGAGAGAAAAAUUCUGAGAAAACUAAAGCCACCAAGAGUUCUUGAGGCCUUGUCAGCUUCUGGAUUAAGAUCUUUAAGAUAUGCUCUUGAAGUAGAAGGACUUGGUCAAGUAGUGGCUGUAGACAAUGACAAAGCGUCUGUUGAAGCUUGUAAGAGAAAUAUAAAGUUCAAUGGUUCAGUUGCCUGUUCAAAAGUGGAAUCACAACUUGAUGAUGCUCGUGUAUAUAUGCUUACCCACCCAAAAGAAUUUGAUGUGGUAUGCACAAGCUAUUUUGUUGAUCUUGAUCCUUAUGGUUCACCUUCAAUUUUUCUGGACUCUGCAGUUCAAUCUGUUGUUGACGGAGGCAUGUUGAUGUGUACAGCAACUGAUAUGGCUGUGCUUUGUGGGGGUAAUGGGGAGGUCUGCUACUCCAAGUAUGGGUCAUAUCCAUUGAAAGGGAAAUAUUGCCAUGAAAUGGCUUUGAGGAUCCUCCUAGCAUGUAUUGAGGUACUUCUACUAAUCUACCAACAGUCCCCUGUGAGCCAUGCAAAUCGGUACAAGCGAUACAUUGUUCCUGUGUUAUCUGUUCAGAUGGAUUUCUAUGUUCGAGUCUUUGUUCGAAUUUUCACUUCUGCUAGUGCGAUGAAGAAUACUCCCCUCAAACUCUCAUACGUAUACCAGUGCACUGGUUGUGAUUCCUUUCAUCUCCAGCCUAUUGGCCGGACGGCCUCCAACAAGAAUAACAGUGUAAGAUAUCUACCUGGGUUCGGUCCUGCUGUUCCUCAAUUGUGCAGUCACUGUGGGAAGAAAUUCAAUAUGGGGGGACCAAUAUGGUCUGCACCCAUUCAUGAUCAAGAUUGGGUAACUUCCAUGCGAGUAGAUGUGAAUUCUAUGAAGGAUCGAUAUCCUGCUUAUGAUCGCAUCUCUGCUGUAUUGACUACAAUUUCAGAGGAGUUGCCUGAUGUUCCUCUCUUUCUGAGUCUGCACAACCUCUGUGCAACACUAAAAUGCACUUCUCCUUCUGCGGUAAUCUUCCGCUCUGCUGUGAUCAAUGCAGGCUAUCAUAUCUCUGGAACCCAUGUGAAUCCACUGGGGCUCAAGUCAGAUGCUCCCAUGGAUGUCAUUUGGGACAUAAUGCGUUGCUGGGUCAAAAAUCAUCCUGUAAAAGCUCAACCACCUGAUCAGCCAGGGAGUGUCAUACUUGCCAAGGAACCAGUUCUUCAGGCCAAUUUCGCUCGAGCUGUUGCAUCCUUUAGCAAGGCACAAGCCAAGAAAGUCGUUCGAUUCCUUCCAAACCCUGAAAGGCACUGGGGCCCUAAGCUCAGAGCUGGUCGACAAAUCACAACCAAGCACAUCUCUCUUCUGGGUCCAGAGGUAGUAACUGGACAUCUGAACCUUGAAGACAGUGAAAAUCCCCAUGCCAAGCGCCAGAAAAUGGAGGCUCAGAAGAGUGAGGAUCCAACCCCGAGUUCCUGAAGUGAAAUUGUUUCAUGUCAGUGUGUCACUCAACCUGUGCUUCUGAAUUUGAGCAACUCUCUGGUGACUACAGAGGCAAAAUUUUGGCAGUUUGAGUUUUGAUUGGAAUAUGUAACUUAAGGAUUUCAUUGAAUUGAAGUUAAAUGUAAUAAGAUGUUAUUUUUGAGGUAUAUAAUUUGUCUUCUAUUUAUUAUUAAUAACAACUUAGAGAUUCUUGCA